AAACCGCAAGCAAAAAAGGCAGCAAGCGUAAACGCGCAGCGAAAGCGUCAAGAACCGCGGCUUCGGAGGACCAGGGUUGCUCUCGCUCCCACGACACCAUGCACCGCGGCCACCAGGCUCGUGCCGCACUCCUGCUCGCCGUCGCUGCCCUGGCGGCUUCGCUGUGCCUGGGCGACGAGGCCCGCUGCAAGGACACGAGCAGCACCUACGAGACGUCGUACACGUGCGAGGGCUUCGUGGACGCGCGAGACUUCGGUCGCCACCUGGAGCGCGGCCGCGUCCCUCGCUCGUCGCGGGGACUCAGUUUCAUCCUGCGCGAUUCGCAUCCGCGCGACUUCCCCGUCGGCUGGCUAGAGGGCGUGAACGCCACUCUGCUCGAGUUUCAGAACGUCUCGCUAGCGUCGCCGGAGUCGUACAGCACGGUGCUCUCCGCGCUGGCCGGAGACGCGCCACCGUCCUCCGUGGAGCGCCUGGUCUUCAGCUACGACAGCACGCUUCCGGCCAGCUGGGAGACCCUGCGCACGCUGCCGCGCCUUAAGACCCUCGGGCUGGUCAAGAUGAGCGGCCUGAGGCUGGGCCGCGACUUUGGCCUCCUGCCACGCACCGUGCGGGGCGUCAGCGUGCUCCACUCGAGCGUGGAGAGCGUCGAGGAGGGCUGGCUCGCCGAGCUGCCCGACCUCGAGUACGUGGUCAUCCGAGACUCAAAGCUCGCCCACUUCUCCCGGAGCAUGCUGCCCACGCCCGCGCUCAAGCUGCGGAGCAUCGACCUCGACUACAACGAGUUGAGCGUCAUUCCGGAUGGAUUCGGCGAGGGCUUUCCAGCACUGGCGUUCCUCGACCUGGAGGGAAACAAGAUCACCACCAUCGAGGAGCAUGAAGUCGCCGGUGUGCUGAGCGACACCGGAACUGUUGUGCUGCUUGGAAACAACCGCCUCCACUGCGACUGCAAGCUGGGCCACCUUCGACGUCACUCGGACCGGCGGCUGCGCACCCGUUGCCAUUCUCCGGACAAACUGCGGGGACGUAGCGUGCAGAGCCUCACGGACGCCGAGCUUGGUUGCCCAAAGCUCUAACGUGGACAACGCGAGCACGCGCCGUACUCGGUGUAUCGCCUGUUGCACUUCUCCCACACCAUGUCUUUGAAAGUAAAUGUUCUCUGCCAGCUUGAUCCAACCACGGUUUCCUCUCGAGUCCUCCUCUCGCAUUAAACAUCUCGCUCAUCUCGUUUAGGCACUUCCGUCGUGUACUUCAAUGCAAAACCUCCCUCUUCAUCCGGUGAUCUAUUUUCAGUGCGCUGGCUCGGCCUCAUAGAAACCCUCUCCACUUGAGCGUGCUCCUCGCCUCUUGUCAGCUAAUUAAAUAAGAAGAACCGCUCAAUGUAGCCAAUGUUAUUCGUUUUGAAAGCAAAGGGACUUCCUCUAAAGGAGGAGAGCGUUUGAUUGGGCUGUCCAGACAACGCUAGCUGCCGGUCACCACCCGAUGCUUGCGUGGUGGUUACGUAAAUUUAACGUAAGACGAUUGAAAAACAAAAACAUAUUGGAACAGUUUUACGUUAUAGGGCCCCAGCUUGUUCCAAUUUUCCUUGAUAUUGAUUGACAUCUGGGCUUUGUCGGGUAGAAUUAUUAAUUUUUUAUGAAUACGUAACAGCUUUUUCAACGCAGAUUGGUGUGUUCGUUUAUAUCUCUUACCUUGGAUCAAAACUUGCACCCCCAAAUAACCACUGCUCAUUGCCAUAUGUAAGCCGAGAAUUUAUUCUGCGCCCUUCCCAGCACAAGGUAUACAUGAAACGCUGGAAAUCUGAGAGUACAGAAAUAAAAGUUACAUUUCACUA
This is a messenger RNA of Dermacentor albipictus, 1831 nucleotides long. RefSeq names its product carboxypeptidase N subunit 2-like. The record is from RefSeq and is a predicted model, not a curated record. NCBI's taxonomy places the organism in Eukaryota, Metazoa, Arthropoda, Arachnida, Ixodida, Ixodidae. Gene Ontology annotation, molecular function: protein binding.